AUGUUGAGAGCAAUUAAUGGUCACACACGUGUUCUGCGACUUCUUCUUUCUGAUCCAUCCAUUGAUGUCAAUGCCACUAACAACUCAUCACGUACAGCAUUGAUCCGGGCAGCUCGUGACGGACAUUUCGAAGCUUUAGAACUUCUCUUGAGUUUUCCAGGCAUCGAGAAGAACAUCGUCGACAAGAAGAAUCGCAGUGCUCUUCAUUACGCAGUUCUUCUCCACCACAAACAGUGCGUUGAGUGUCUUCUGAACGACAAAGAUGUCAAUCCACAACUUCCUGAUGAUUCUAGUUUCACACCUCUUCACAUCGCUGCAUCUAAUGAUUUCUCAGACUUAAUCCGUCUUUUCGCCGAUCGAGAUGACGUUGACUUGAACUGCGUCGACUCAAUCCAGUGGACACCUCUCCAUGUUGCCGCUAAAUGCGGCUCAACUAGUUUCGUCGAAGAGUUGCUUCAACACGAAAAUGUCGAUGUCAACCGUCAGAACUUGAUGAAGCGAACUCCUAUUUUCAACGCUAUUGAAAACGAAAAAAUCGAAGUUGUCAAAGUUCUCCUUUCUCGUGAAGAUCUCGAUUUGAGUGUUGUUGACAGCGAAGGACACACAGCUAAAGACGUCGCACUCCAGACAAAGAACGAAGAUAUCAUUAAUCUUCUUUUAAAUAAAUGUUUUUUUUAUUAUUUUUAUUUUUUAAUAAAAAAUGAUAAUAAUAAAUUCUUGAAAAAUUAA
Molecule: messenger RNA, 729 nt
Organism: Trichomonas vaginalis G3
Lineage: Eukaryota; Parabasalia; Trichomonadida; Trichomonadidae
Product: 2-5A-dependent ribonuclease family
Exons: 1
Coding region: 1-729 (242 amino acids)
Biological process (GO): RNA processing
Molecular function (GO): RNA nuclease activity; protein binding; RNA binding
Source: RefSeq, a predicted model, not a curated record